AUGGGCGAUAGAAGGCACGAUGGCGCAUCCAUUCAGGCGCAAACUAGCGGCAGAGAUCAAGACAUUGGCGCCACGGAGCGCAGCACACCCCGACACUCGUCGCAGCUGAGCCGGCCUCACAACGUUGAUGAAGGCGACGAUGACGACGACUUUGGCACAUGGUCCGACUUUGACGCCGCCGCCGCCGAUGAUGACGACGCCGGCCACGUCCCGGAGCACGGUCGCCUGCUGGAUCCCGACCACGCCGCCGAGGCGUUUGAGCUCGGCGAGCGCGUGUCGUCGUCGUCCCUCGACAGCGGCGGCGGCGGCGGCGGCGCCUCCGGCUUCAAGGACCCCGAGGCCGAAGACUCGCCGUACGCCGAAGUCCGCGCCGCCGUGCGCAACUACGACGAGGACGUCCCCGCCAACACGGUCCGCGCGUGGACCAUUGGCCUCACCCUCACCGUCAUUGGCGCGUCCAUGAACACGCUCUUUUCGCUGCGUCAGCCCUCCAUCUCCAUCGGCCCGCUGGUCGCCCAGAUUGUCGCGUACCCCCUCGGCCACGCCUGGGCCCGGCUGAUGCCCGCGCGCGAGUUCCGUACCUGCGGCUUGCGCUGGAGCCUGAACCCGGGACCGUUCAACAUCAAGGAGCACGCCGUCAUUACCGUCAUGGCCAGCGUGUCGUUUAGCGUGGCGUACUCGACCGACGUGAUCCUCGCGCAGCUCGUCUUUUACAAGCAGGACUUUGGUAUCCUGUUCCAGCUGCUGCUGACCAUUUCGACGCAGUCGUUGGGGUACGGCAUAGCCGGCGUCAUGCGCAAAUUCUUGGUAUACCCCGCGUCCAUGAUUUGGCCGGAGAAUCUCGUCAGCGUCACUCUGCUCAAUGCCAUGUACGAGCAAAGCAGCGCGCCAGAUCACAAAAUUCUCGGAGGCUCCAUGCCCAGACUAAGGUGGUUCGCUCUCGUAUCUGUCGCCUCCUUCUUCUACUUCUUCAUCCCCGGCUUCUUUGCCCGCUUCCUCAGCGUCUUUGCGUUUCCCACGUGGCUUGCGCCGGACAAUGCCGUUGUGAACCAGCUCUUUGGCGGCGUGACUGGCCUGUCCCUGUUGCCCAUUACCUUUGACUGGACUCAAGUUGCCGGCUUCAUUGGCUCGCCCCUCAUUCCACCUUGGCACGCAAUCGCCAACACGCUCCUCGGCGUCGUCCUCUUCUUCAUCUUCCUUUCCUCUGUGUUGCACUACACCGGCGCCUGGUACUCGUUUUACCUGCCCAUGAGCGACGCCGGCACCUACGACAACCGCGGCAAAGCGUACAACACGACAAAGAUUCUCACGCCGCAAUUCACCCUCGAUGUGCAGGCCUACAAGGACUACUCGCCUCUCUUCAUCAGCACCACCUUUGCCGUGGCCUAUGGCUUGUCAUUUGCGUCCAUCUCGGCGCUGCUUGUACACACCUGGAUCCACAGCCGCAAGACCAUCUGGAAGCAAUACCGCAAUAGUACAACCGAAAAGCCGGAUAUCCACAUGAAGCUGAUGCGUAAAUAUCCCGAGGCGCCAGACUGGUGGUACUUGUCCCUGUUUUUACUCAUGCUCGCCCUCGGUCUUUACACGGUUGUCGCAUAUCCCACAAACUUUGCCUGGUGGGCUUUUCUCUUGGCCAUUUUUGUUUCUUAUGCAUUUUCUUUGCCGAUUGGCAUCAUCCAGGCCAUUACCAAUACACAAAUCGGCCUCAAUGUCUUGACCGAGUUUAUUUACGGCUACAUCCAGCCCGGCCGUCCUCUUGGUCUAAUGCUCUUCAAGACAUUUGGCUACAUUACGAUGCAAUCUCUCGGAUUCAUUGCCGAUCUCAAAUUCGGUCAUUACAUGAAGGUGCCUCCGCGCACCAUGUUCAUGGCCCAGGUUGUCGCCACCACCGUAUCCUGCUUUGUUCAAAUUACCGUCCUCAAUCUUGCUCUCGUCAGCAUUGACAAUGUCUGCGACAUUCGCCAGCGCGACCGCUUCACAUGUCCCGGCGGACGAGUCUUCUUCUCCGCUUCCAUCAUUUGGGGCCUUAUUGGCCCUGCGCGCAUGUUCUCGCCCGGGCGCAUCUACUCGGGCCUCUUUUCCUUCUUCGUCCUCGGCGCCCUCUCGCCCGUCGCCAUCUACCUCUGGACCAGGCGCUGGCCGCGCUCGCCCGCGCAGUACCUGAUGGCGCCCGUCAUCUUUGGCGGCGCCGGCAGCAUCCCGCCCGCCACGCCGCUAAACUACUUUUCCUGGGGCGUCGUCGGCUUCGUCUUCCAGUGCUGGAUCAAGCGGCGCCACUUUGCCUGGUGGUCGCGCCUCAACUUUCUCACCUCGUGCGGCCUGGACCUCGGCCUGGCCUUUGGCACGCUCGUGCUCUUCUUUGCCUUUACGCUGCGCAACGUCGAGGCGCCGCAGUGGUGGGGCAAUUCGAUUGUCGAGAAGACGAUGGAUUUCCGGGGGACGGCGAUUCAGGUCGUCCUGCCAGAGGGGCAGACCUUUGGUCCUCCAACCUGGUGA
Molecule: messenger RNA, 2496 nt
Organism: Beauveria bassiana ARSEF 2860
Lineage: Eukaryota; Fungi; Ascomycota; Sordariomycetes; Hypocreales; Cordycipitaceae
Product: OPT family small oligopeptide transporter
Exons: 7
Coding region: 1-2496 (831 amino acids)
Biological process (GO): transmembrane transport
Molecular function (GO): oligopeptide transmembrane transporter activity
Source: RefSeq, a predicted model, not a curated record